AUGCAAAUGAAUUACUUAAAUAAUUUAUCCUUUGUUAUUAAUUCAUCGGAAGUUCGCGCUUUAAAAUUAGCCUUUGGUAUUGAUACACCAACAGAAGACAAUUUAUUUGCUGUAGACAUUACAGACAAUUUCAUAGAUGAAAACAAUAAAGGUGAAAGUCAAGCAGCGAAGAAGAUCACUGUUAGGCUAUUUCUUAAACCAAAUGAAACUGUUCUAUUGCCAAUUAAAUAUGAAGAAUACACAAUGUUUCCUAAUAUUAAACAAUAUCAAGGUGUAGAUGAAAGAAAUCUCUCAGAAUUUACUUCAAAUAUUGAAGAUGAACCAAAAGAAAUGAAGCGUGUUGCACAGAUAAUUUUCAAAUCAACUACAUAUGGAAAAAUAAUAUCACAAUUAACUCUUCAUAUUCAUAUCCGGCCACCAAUAAUUGAUCAGAGUUUUCGAUGUUUUCAUCCUGAAUUAAGUUUCUUGAAGAAAAUUUUACGUCUUCCUCGAAGUGCUAUAGACUGGAGGAAUAUUUCUGCUGCCAAACAAAAUACAAUUCAACAGACUAACCAUCAGCUGUGGACUAGAGUUUCUGAUCCAGAUGUUUUGACUUUAUCGAAUGUCCAGGGGGAUACAGUUGAUAUAUUGAUUAAAGUGCGUGAAUUUCUUAUCAGUGUCUAUAUAGAACCUUUUCAAAUUCGUCCAGCGUAUAUCUGGCACUGGGCUGUACAUUCACUUCAACGAGUCGAUGCUAUUGCAACAGUUGGACAGUUAUCCGCUCCAUUAGGAUUAUUAUUACGUACAGAUGACUGUUCUCCAAAUAUUGGUACAAAACGUGUCAGUGUAUACACUAGUCAUCCCAACGAAGUUAUAAUUGGUACAGAAUUUAAUUCAAGUAGCUUUCAACAGAAUCCUAUGGGGAAAGAAUUGACAUUAUCUGUUUCAUCACGUUCUGUUUAUGAAUUGAAGGUUGGUUUAUUUUGUUAA
Trichobilharzia szidati is the source of this 969-nucleotide messenger RNA. NCBI's taxonomy places the organism in Eukaryota, Metazoa, Platyhelminthes, Trematoda, Strigeidida, Schistosomatidae. The record is from the annotation of a GenBank genome assembly.